CGGAAGCUCUCAGGAGGGACCUGGGUUAGAAUUCCAUGUUCCAUGCCAUUUCCUGGCCUGGCAGUCUUCCCCAGGCACCUCAAGCUUCUUCGAGCCUCAGAUGGAUUUGCAGGCGCGGGGAGCGUGUGGAAGGGCCGUGUUCGUGUUGGCAGAGAAGGUUGGCUGCUGAGCCAGGGCGUGUCUGCAGGAGGCCUGCCAGGCUGCCCGGAUCCCCACCUCGCCACCAUGGGCCGCCCAGGCUGACCAGCCGGUUCCUGCUGGAAGCUCCUGGUAUCAUCCAGAGAGACCAUGUCCAGGCCCCCUGACUGCCUGCUGUGGCUGCUCCGGGGCGUCCUGAGGCAGCGGGGCUGCACCCUGUUCAUCAUCAGCUUCAAGUUCAUGUUUUUGGUCUCCAUCAUGAUCUACUGGCACAUUGUUGGGGAGCCCAGGAGCCAAGGACAAUUCUCUAACCUGCCUGUAGACGUUCCAUGCCCCCGCUUGACGCCCCCGCCACUGCCCUCCAGCAGCCCCCCUCCAGGCAACAUCUUCUUCCUGGAGACUUCAGACCGGACCAACCCCAACUUUCUGUUCAUGUGCUCAGUGGAGUCGGCCGCCAGGGCCCACCCCGAGUCCCGGGUGAUGGUUCUGAUGAAGGGGCUCCCUGGCGGCAAUGCCUCGUUGCCCCGGCACCUGGGCCUCUCGCUUUUGGGCUGCUUCCCGAACGUCCAGAUGCUCCCACUGGACCUAGAGGAGCUGUUCCGGGACACGCCCCUGGCGGCCUGGUACGUGGCUGUGCAGCGGCAGUGGGAGCCCUACCUGCUGCCCGUGCUCUCGGACGCCUCCCGGCUGGCGCUCAUGUGGAAGUUCGGUGGCAUCUACCUGGACACAGACUUCAUCGUCCUCAAGAACCUGAGGAACCUAACCAACACGCUGGGCAUCCAGUCCCGCUACGUCCUCAACGGUGCCUUCUUGGCCUUCGAGCGCCACCAUGAGUUCAUGGCGCUGUGCAUGCGUGACUUCGUGGCCCACUACAACAGCUGGAUCUGGGGCCACCAGGGCCCGCAGCUGCUCACGCGAGUCUUCAAGAAGUGGUGCUCUAUCCGCAGCCUGGGCGACAGCCGUGCCUGCCGUGGCGUCACCGUCCUGCCCUGUGAGGCCUUCUAUCCCAUCCCCUGGCAGAGCUGGAAGAAGUACUUCGAGGAGGUCAGCCCCGAGGAGCUGUCCCAGCUGCUGAACGCCACCUAUGCCGUCCACGUGUGGAACAAGAAAAGCCAGGGCAUGCGCUUCAAGGCCACGUCCAGAGUGCUGCUGGCCCAGCUCCACGCCCGCUACUGCCCCACGACACACGAGAUCAUGAAGAUGUACUUGUGAGGGGCCCGUCGGGCCACCUCCCCACACCCCGCAUCCUGAUGGAGAAGGGCUCCCAGCAGUCCUUCCUGGGGAGGCGAGAUGGCGGGGGGGGCCUUGGUGAGGGGGUUUCUGAGCUGCUACAGCCCAGGAUUUGAUGUAGGGUGGGUGAGGACAGGGAACUGGCAGGCAGAGGUGUUGGAGGGUGUGCUGCAGGCCCUGAGGUCCACUCCCUUCAAGCCAGGGUGAGGCUGGAGGGACACCCCUUGGGCCAGUGCACUGUCUCAGGGUAGAGGCAGCGAGUGGUAGGGAAAGAGCCUGCAGCCAAAAUCAGCUGGCGUGAGCUGGGCGAGCCUUCUGGGUCUGCUGGGCAACAUGUGGGAGCUGUGAACAUCGAAGCAUCACAGGGAAACCAGGCUGUUUGGGGCCAAAGUGCUCGUGAUGGAAGCAUCCAGGAUCUCCAGGGAAGGGAAGAGGAAGGCGGGCAGAGUCUCUAGAUGACAGCGGAGGAGGCUGCCAGUGAGAAAGCUGCUUGCAAACCCUGCCUCGUGAUCCCGGGAAUGGCGGCUUUGCUCUUUUCUGGUUGUGGUUUCGUUUUCAGAGGGGCUGAGGCUGGCAGAGCUGGCCUGGGGAGCAUUUUGGGGGAGGCCCUGUCCGCCCACCCCAUCCUUCUUUCCAGAGAUGUUGCAAGGGUGACACGUGCCAGCUGCGCACUCUAGGGGCCUGGGGGCGUGGAGUUCUUUUGGCUUGGGGUAAAGCAUUUUAAAGAAAACACCCACCCUGACCGAAAUGAGCAUAGGGAAAUAAUAAAUAUAAUGAAAGUGACUCACUGACAUCUAGUGC
Messenger RNA from Hipposideros armiger (great roundleaf bat), 2169 nucleotides. It is a transcript of the gene A4GALT, whose product is annotated as alpha 1,4-galactosyltransferase (P1PK blood group). The transcript has 3 exons. NCBI's taxonomy places the organism in Eukaryota, Metazoa, Chordata, Mammalia, Chiroptera, Hipposideridae. Bases 289 to 1350 code for a protein of 353 amino acids. Gene Ontology annotation, biological process: glycosphingolipid biosynthetic process. The record is from RefSeq and is a predicted model, not a curated record. Gene Ontology annotation, molecular function: galactosyltransferase activity.